CGGGCGUGGACUCCCGCAAGUGACACCACGAGCACACGCAAAGCGCAGAGCACGCAAAGCGUAGAGCACUCUCACGUCCACUCAGCGCAGGUCACAGUGCGGACGAAGACGCGCAACAUCAGCGCUGACAUCGACUCACGCGCAGGUCGCACAAAAGUUCACAGGCGGUGGGCACGCACUACCGCCAUAGACUCACGGUCACACCGACUCAAAGACUCACGCAGUCGCACGCAAGCUGAGACUCGGUGACACACACAAGUUAAGAGUGACACACACGUAAACUAAGUGACACACACACACAAGCUAACACUCAGUGACACACACACACUCUAAGAGUGACACACACACACAAGUUAAGAGUGACGCACACAAACUAAGAGUGACACACACACACAAGCUCAGAUUCAGUGACACACACACACUCUAAGAGUGACACACACACACAAGUUAAGAGUGACACACACACACACAAGUUAAGAGUGACACACACGUAAACUAAGUGACACACACACACAAGCUAACACUCAGUGACACACACACACUCUAAGAGUGACACACACACAAGUUAAGAGUGACGCACACAAACUAAGAGUGACACACACACACACAAGCUCAGAUUCAGUGACACACACACACUCUAAGAGUGACACACACACACACAAGUUAAGAGUGACACACACACACACAAGUUAAGAGUGACACACACGUAAACUAAGUGACACACACACACAAGCUAACACUCAGUGACACACACACACUCUAAGAGUGACACACACACAAGUUAAGAGUGACGCACACAAACUAAGAGUGACACACACACACACAAGCUCAGAUUCAGUGACACACACACACUCUAAGAGUGACACACACACACACAAGUUAAGAGUGACACACACACACACAAGUUAAGAGUGACACACACGUAAACUAAGUGACACACACACACAAGCUAACACUCAGUGACACACACACACUCUAAGAGUGACACACACACACAAGUUAAGAGUGACGCACACAAACUAAGAGUGACACACACACACACAAGCUCAGAUUCAGUGACACACACACACUCUAAGAGUGACACACACACACAAGUUAAGAGUGACACACACACACACGCUAAUACUCAGUGACACACACAAGCUCAGACUCAGUGACACACACACGCACUAAGAGUGACAUACACACACAAGCUAACAGUGACACACACACACAAGCUCAGACUCAGUGACACACACACAAACUAAGAGUGACACACACACAAGCUAACACUCAGUGACACACACACACACAAGCUAACACUCAGUGACACACACACAAACUAAGAGUGACAAACACACACACAAGCUCAGACUCAGUGACACACACACAAACUAACACUCAGUGACACACACACACAAAUUAAGAGUGACACACACACACAAGCUAACAGUGACACACACACACACAAAUUAAGAGUGACACACACACACAAGCUAACAGUGACACACACACACAAGCUAACACUCAGUGACACACACACAAGCUAACACUCAGUGACACGCACAACUUGAGCGUCAACUCGUUGACACGCGCAGCCACACACCGAGUCCGUCACACGUGACACGCUCACGACGCACACCGCCUCGCUCGCGUCACGCCGCUCGACACUUCAUCACAGACUCGCACGCGCGCUCACUCCACCACGAGCGCCGCGCGCACACUUUGGCCGUGAGCUUCCCCUUACAAAGCAACUCCUGUGCACACGAGGACACGAGGAAGAACGCCCGCUGGAUCAUCAUGUAGGGGCUGGGGAUGAUCGUGAAGAUAACUCCAAGUUUCGGGACGGCUUAACCUAACUUAGAAACAGACACGGUCACAGACGAGCCUGUCGAUUUUAUACAUGCAGAGUAAAUAGAUAUUAUAGAGAGAUAGAGAGACUUUGACUUUUUCAAACAACUUUAUUCCUCCAGCGUCAAUUGCGCUGGAGUCAUUAGUCGUAAACGGUUCCUGGUGACAGGCAGAAGAACCACGGCACAGAGAGCUCGUGGAACUUAAAUGCGUAGCCAUGGACGGAGAGGAACCGAACUCGGCGUCGGAGGAACGGGACAACAGCAGCAGCGGCAACUCCUCAGCGGAGUCACCGGAGCAGAGCCGGCUACUACGCAGCGCCUCCAACUCCUCCUCGUCGUCUUCCUCGUCCUCCUCGGAGGGGUCGCUCCGGGCUGAGCUGGAGCGGCUGAGUCGCGAGCUGGCGGCCAGCAGCCGGGAGAAGGUGCAGGCCGCCGAGUACGGCCUCGCCGUGCUGGAGGAGAAGCAGGCGCUACAGGAGAGAUGCGACGCGUUCGAACAGGCGUACGAGGCGAUGCGCGCAGAGAUGGACCUGCUCAAGGAGGCCCUGGGCCAGAUGUACUGCAGCCAGCGGCAGACGGUGGUGGAAGGGGCGACGCGAGAGGAAAUACUCCUGGACGAGUCGGCGGGGAAGGACGCGUUCUACCUCUCUGAGUUCCUGCGCCUGGAGGGAGAAGUUCGCCACUCGCGCACGACACUCAGCAACGCGCAGGCCGAAGCCCAGCGGCUCGACUGCCUCACCCUGGGCCUCAGCGAGAGCGUGCAGGAGCUGCAGUCGGAGAGGGGUCUUCUGCGGGAGGAGCUGAAGCAGUACAAGCUCCAGGAGGCCAGGCUGCUGCAGGACUUCAGCGAGCUGGAAGAGGAGAACAUCUCCCUGCAGAAGCAGGUCUCCAUUCUCAAGCAAAAUCAGGUGGAGUACGAAGGCCUCAAGCUGAAAAUCCGUCAGCUGGAGCAGGAGGUGGAGUUCAUCAACAGCCAGCAGGAGGAGGCCCUCCGCCUCAAGUCCAUGGCCGAGAAGCAGCUGGAGGAGAGCCUCGAGGUGCUCGCCGCGGAGCGCGAGCAGAAGAGCCUCCUGCGCAAGGAGUUUGCCCACUACUCCGGUUUCGGGGACGUGGCGAUCACCCACGGCGUCACCCUGGCCGACUCCUCCUCGCCGGAGCGGCCGGAGCUCGACGACGAAGCGACGACGGCGAAUGGCCACGGCCCAGCGGCGAGCCAGGUGAAGGGCCGUUGCUCGCCCGGCGAUCGCAGGAGUUGGGACGGCAGGUCGCCGGCUCCCGGCGUCGUCUCGGAUCUGCUGAGCGAGCUGCGAUUCACCGAGAUCCAGAAGCUGCAGCAGCAGCUCGCGCAGGUUGAAAAGGAAAACAACGGUCUUCAAGCAAAACUGCAGGAAUGUCAGAAGGCCCUGGCACAGACGGAAGAGACUCUCAGCAAUCAGCGAGAACUUCUCAACCAAGCGACUGAUUUCAAGGGUGACAGCAAUGGAAACGUGGAGAAUGGAAACCAUGGAAUUUGCCCGGCCGCGACGGAACAUUCCGUGGGAAACCACGGGACGGACGGCGUUAAAGGCAAAGCGGCGCAGAGAGACUGUUCCGACGAGGAGAUCGCUUCUCUGCAAGAAAAGCUCCUGGACUUCGAGUCGCGAGAGGGCAACGUCGUGGAGAAGCUGUCAUCGAUGGAAGAGCGGGAGAGGAAACUGCGGGAUCUGGUGGAGGUGACGCGGCAGGAGCUCAACGCGGCCCAGGAGGAAUUGGUGCUGUUCAGCGAGGAGCUUGCCAACAUCUACAACCGCGUGUGCAUGCACAACAAUGAAAUGCCCGAGCGCAUCAUGCUGGACUACUACAAGAACGGCGGCGGAGAGGCCCCCGACGCCGGCGGCGUCGCCCUCCACUCGUCGGACGACGGGCCGCCCGGCCCUCGCCGCCCGGCCGCGAUCGCCGAUCCUCGCAGCGGCCCCGACGCGGUGCCGCCGUCCCCGCUGUCGUCGGUCCGGGCCGAGCCCAUGGGCGUCGGCAGCCUGACGGCCGUGGUCCGCUCGCAGGUGAGCCGCCUGCAGGGCGCCGUGGAGCGCUCCCUCGAGGUGUCGUGCCAGCGGUCGGCGGCGCGCGACGAGGAGGCGCUCUCCGCCGGCAAGGACAAGGGGACGCUGGCGCAGGAGGUGCUCAAGCUCAAGUCGCUGCUCAACACCAAGCGCGAGCAGAUACAGACGCUGCGCAUCGUGCUCAAGGCCAACAAGCAGACCGCGGAGGUUGCGCUCUCCAACCUGAAGAGCCGAUACGAGAACGAGAAGUGCCUCGUGAUGGAGACAGUGCUCAAGAUGCGUAACGAGCUGAAGGCGCUCAAGGAGGACGCGAUCACCUUCUCCUCGCUGCGCAACAUGUUCACCACCCGGUGCGACGAGUACGCGUCGCAGCUGGAUGACAUGCAGCGCCAGCUGCUGGCGGCAGAGGAUGAGAAGAAGACGCUCAACUCGCUGCUGCGCAUGGCGAUCCAGCAGAAGCUGGCGCUGACGCAGCGUCUCGAGGACUUGGAGAUGGGACGGUCGGAGCACGGACGGCACGCUCACCACCCCGGCCACACCAAGGUGCGCCCCGGGCCGCCUUCCUCCCCUCUCCCACCCGAGCAUUGGUGAUCAUCCUCAUCCUCCUCCUACUCGUGCUGAGUGCCCGCCUACUGCCGGCCACGUUUCCAUCGAUCGCGUUUGACCUCCGCGCUUUGGACGAGGUGCGAGGGCUCUCAGACUUAACAGCACAAAGGUCACGACCUUCGUGCUCAGGUCACGACCUUCGGGCUCCACCGGUUCGUUGCCUCGGUUGCACAGGACGUUGAAAGACCGCCGCCCCCCCCCCCCCCGUGAGAUUAUUUGACAAAGGGGGGGCCUCUAGUGCCGGCGUCACGACCCAAAUUAGCCAAAUGAGAAGAAUUACCCGCAAAUGACUCCGUCGGGAGACACGGCAGCAGUGACGCUGCCCCCCCACCCACCGCGGACGCUGAAGAGUGUUGAGACUCGAUGAAGCAUCCCAGAGUUGACUAAGUGUGUCAUUAUUCGUGCAAAAUUAAUCACGAACAAUUAUCAGAACGUACCAAAGACGAAGGGCUACUGCAUUCUCCUGCAUAGAUUUCGAUAUUGUUUUUUUAUACGUGUAAGAUAUAUAUAAAACAAUUGUUGACACCCGCUAAUCAAACACCACAUUUUUAUGAAGCCAUUGAAGGUACUCCUAGAGUAUAUGUGUAUGUUAAAAUUAAAAGGCUUUAAUGUAUACCCCCUCAAGUUAGCAUUAACGAUUGUGUGGUAUUUAUUGAAAUUAAUUUCGUGACUUCAAAGCACAUUUGAAAGUACAUUUUGCACACUUGUUCCAAUAUUGUACGGCAAUUAUGAUUAUAACUAUUCAACGACCCGAAAUGUUAUCUAAAGUGCUGAGUCUUUCCCAGGGCUAAAUUUCGACCUUAGCUGGCUGUCACGUGGUGAGAUACACAAAAUAUUCAACGCCCCGCCCCCCUCCCCAUCCCCCUCCCCACACCGCCCCCCCUCCCCCUCCCGCCCCCUCUCCCCGCCCCCCCCGCUAUGAGGAGUCUACAUUACAGUCUACAUUAUAGACUGCCAGCACGCUCACUCAGGUUCAGUUUAAUAACCAUUGCUACAGUCUACAUUAUAGACUGCCAGUACGCUUACUUAGGUUCAGUUUAAUAACCAUUGCUACAGUCUACAUUAUAGACUGCCAGCACGCUCAUUCAGGUUCAGUUUAAUAACCAUUGCUACAGUCUAUAUUAUAGACUGCCAGUACGCUCACCAGCUUAAAAACCAAGCUACAGCCUUUCCAGGCUAUAGUCCACAUUAUAGACUGCCAAUACCCUCACUGUUUUAUUACUUUUAUUAAUAUUAUUUAUCUAAGUGACUUUACCGAAAAAACCAAAGAAUACGGGGCAACAUGUGUUUGAGCACAGCAUUGAUACACGAUGCUUUUUCUGGAAGACUUUGCUGUUUUUCCUGGAUUUUUCUGUUGCGCGUAGUCACUUUAAGAUGUUUUCUUGUUCAUGUUUUGUUUGUUGCGGUUGCACCCGAUUCAAGAGCCGAAUGGCUCACAGCGCUAUACCAAAUAAAUGGACUGAACUGAUGGUUGGGGGGGGGGGUCUUAGCUGCCUUGGCCCUACAUUUUUGCAUACAAAGUGCUCGCUACAGUUCUAGAUUUGAAGCUUUCGUGACUGCAAUGAUUCAUAUUCUUAGGUUUUUUCGGUAAAGUCACGUAGGUAAAAACAUUAAAAAGUAAAAUAAAAUAAAAAUCACGAUGUGACGGAAGCUUGUGUUGCCUCCGAAACGUCGUGAUUUUUAUUUUAUUUUACUUUUUAAUGUUUUUACCUACGUGACUUUACCGAAAAAACCUAAGAAUAUGCUCGCUACAGAUGGAACGCAACGCCUCCCCGACCUCACCGAGGAGCGUAAACCACCACGUCAACUCCUCGCAGCAGCAGCAGCGGCAUCGGUGGCGGCUCUUGGCUGACCAUCGAACAAAGACGGUGGCCGCAGGAACGCUCUUCCUUCCGAUAUAAGGAAGCCACUGUAGCCAUUCGAUUAUAAAUCUGAUCUGAAAACGAAUUUCUUUAGAACUGAUUUUUAUGCGUUUAGCAUGUCGUCGUUCAACCGCACCUCUGAUGGCUACGUACGGCGUGAAAUAAGUUCAACAUACGUACGAGUACGCGCAUUUGAACGCUGCGUUUCCAGAGGGGGUUGCCCUCAUUGGAAUCGGAACGUGCGAACCAACUCCGGUGUUCAGCACGAGGCGGCGCUCAGGGACCUCGCAACGCAACCCAGCGAAUUGGCAAGGGUUGUGAUUGUUCUAUUUAAAGCUUUCGUGACUGUAGGGAUUCAUCUUCUUGGUUCUUUCGGUAAAGUCACGUAGAAGGGAAAUAAUAAAAUAAUAAAAUAAAACAUAAUAAAAUCAUUCUCACGACGUUUCGGCCACAACGCAAGCAGCCGUCCUCAGGUGAAGACCAGGUCUGUCGGGGAGACAGCGUCUGAAUUACAUGACAUACGUGACUUUACCGAAAGAACCAAGAAGAUGAAUCCCUGCAGUCACGAAAGCUUUAAAUCGAAGUGGUAAACAUGUUGACGAAUGUGCCGUAGCGUACUGAUGAGGCCUAACGAGGACGAAACCGGUCCACAGUUGCGUCUCUCUGUUGCAAUGCGGCCCGCUGUUCUGCGUUGUUAAAUCUACUCGUCUUUUUUUGGUGUUGUGACUGGGGUUUCUCCCCCCCCCCCCCGUCAUUCACAGAUUUGAAUUACUGUGCACAAGCGCUUUAAACAAUGGGAUGCAAUGUUGAUGUACAACACUGACAUUUGUUCUUUAUAGACAGUUGCUUAACUAAACCUUGCACGCGACUGUAAGCAUAGAGAUAUGGCGUAAAAGUCAGGUGUGUUUGUGUGCACUGGAUCUCUCUCUAAUCUAGAAUGGAGUGUUUUUUUUCAACUCAGAAUGUUUUUCUGAUUUUCCAUUGAAAUUUGCUUUCAUUUGUACCUCACUACAAGUCAAAUAUUAAUUACCCACAAAUUAGUAGAAACAUUUUCAAGCCCCCUAAAUUCUGUUCUCUUACAAUAAUGUAUUUUGUGCUCAUCAUACAUGCGUGGAAUUACGGCUAUAAAAAAAACAAAAAUAUCUUUGUUCACAAUUCUACAUGUCUGUACAAACGUUGCGAUUGAAUAUACACACAGCUCAUAAUUCAUAGAAUCCCCCCACAGGCGAAAUACUCUUCAAACACGGAUUGGCCAAACAUCUAAGUUGUAUCGCCAUCCUGACAAAAAAAGUCUGAAGAAUGAGUGACGCUUUCUUGGAAAAACUUAUUUUCCAUUGCCCCAUUACAUACAGUAGGUUUGAAUCAGGUGGCGCGGUUCCACGUUCGUUAUGCUUCGUUAAACCCAGCAAUAUGACUGAGUUUAAUUCCCGACCACGGCUAACAUCAGUGGCGAAUUCUAUAUGAACCGGUCCCAUCCCCUCCAAAGACCCACACCGACCAGGGUGGGGAAGUAUGGCCAAAUACACCCCAUGACUGACGCAGAAAUGGGAGGCCAUCUUCCCGUCUAAAGAUUGACUAAAGCGCCGCUAAUUGUUAUUGCUAUGUUUUGGAUUCAUAUCACCGCAAUAAAUAGAAUACAUUUACAUGUCAAAAGAGUGACCCCCACAUAGUGACGAUCCGUCUGAUGGCGUAGGUAUUUCAUUAUUGUGUCCCGACUUAAAAAAAACGUGCAACAAAAAAUCGUCGGUAGUACAGUAACACCUCGGUUUACGUCGGGGAUGCGUUCCUGAAAGGCGCAAUGACGAAUAUCGAAGCGACGUCAAUUGAAGCGAGUGACAGAGUAGGUGGUGGUGGUGGUGGAGGCAAAGGCUGAGAGGCGACGGGUAACGAGAAAGGAACGGACGGUGCCGCCAGCGACGUGAGUGCGGGGUUGAGGCGACGCAAGUUGGGUAGUAGCCGUGUCGAUGAUAAAGUGCCGACGUGUUUGCGAGACGACGCAAAAGGGGGCGACGUAAAUCGGGGUAUUGCCGUCCUGCCCUAAAGUUGGUCCUCGGUUCGUGCCAUUGAUAGGGCUUCAGUCUCGCCCCGUGAGUGCCUUCAUCCAACAGGGGGCAGCCCAUGGUUGCUGAUGUUGCACUCGCCUAGCCAGUUUGCAAGUUCACCUGUCGAGCUGAAUAUUCUUUGCUCAUGCCACCUAGCGGUCACCAGUUCGUCGAUUGGCAACUUCUGUGUGGUGGGGGGCAGAGGUCGCAAACGGGUUUUGAUUCCUUACCCGUGCCCGUACCCGGCCGCACCAGGGUCGCAAACGGGUACCCGUACCCGGCCGUACCCGUACCCGGCCGGGUACGGGUAGGGUACGGGUAUCGGGUACCUGAUUGCGACCUCUGGGAUGAAGUCAUGUUGCAGGCGCGGGUGGGUUGAUUCUAGGAACUUGAAUUGUGAGAAGAGACAAGACGUUGGGAAAUGAGUGACAAACAGUUACUCACAAGUGACUCACGGUCUACCCGUACCCGUACCCGGCCGCACCAGGGUCGCAAACGGGUACUCGUACCCGGCCGGGUACGGGUAGCCGGGUAUCGGGUAAGGUACGAUUAUCGGGUACCCAGUUGCGACCUCUGGUGGGGGGUAAAGUGUUGGGUGAUCCCACCUGCUCCGAGACAUCUGAGCAGCAUGGAGAUCCUCUCCAGGGGACUAUCGAGAGCUCCCUCUUGCUGAGGUUUGUUCACCAGCAGUGGAUCGAGCAAGCCGUUUCAGGGCUGUGACUUUACCAUGCUAAAGAUGUGUUUUUUUUGUUACGUUAUUAUGAUUUAGCCGAGUCAAUCUGCAUUGACUGCUUUACCCGCUGUAGUUCUCAUUUUUUUAUUUUCUUUUUGAUAAAAUGUGCAGUGUAACAACGUUACGAGUUGUCACCAAUUACCGCAUGGGCUUUCGACAAAGAUAUGUAAGGCUGCUUAUAUAUAACAAAAAAAGUUGUACCGUAUUGUCGGCCAACUUUCUGGUGUCCCUUUCCGAAGUUUGUUAGGCUGGACUUCGUACAGACGCGUCGCAGAGUUGUGGAGCGAUUCAGCCGCUCGGCGAGUCGCCGAAUUAGCCUCGCUUCGUCGUCAGCUGCCGUGAUCUGUCCACUGCUGGACGAAGCUUUCCUCCCAAAGCUUCGCCGUCUCUCGCCGUGUAACGGAUUCACCGAGCCACGUGCGAAUGAGCUGAGUGAAGGAAUGAUGUACGCAUGCUAUGUUGAAAUUCUUUCGCUCCGUUCGUAGCCCACCGUCCUAAUCAGAAGUAGGCCUUCGUCCAGCAGUCUCUAUUGACAAUCAGCUGUAGAUUAUGCUCUACAAUCUUAAUUUGAAGCUUUCGUGACUGCAGGAAUACAUACUAUUUGGUUCUUUCGGUAAAGUCACGUAGGUAGAAAAAAUGAUAGAUCACGACGUUUCGAUCGCUACACA
Lethenteron reissneri (Far Eastern brook lamprey) is the source of this 9782-nucleotide messenger RNA. RefSeq names its product protein bicaudal D homolog 2-like. NCBI's taxonomy places the organism in Eukaryota, Metazoa, Chordata, Hyperoartia, Petromyzontiformes, Petromyzontidae. Gene Ontology annotation, biological process: regulation of microtubule cytoskeleton organization; protein localization to organelle; microtubule anchoring at microtubule organizing center. Gene Ontology annotation, cellular component: Golgi apparatus; cytosol. The record is from RefSeq and is a predicted model, not a curated record. Gene Ontology annotation, molecular function: dynein complex binding; dynactin binding; cytoskeletal adaptor activity.